UUUCAGAUUGCAGUGCAACAAAUAAUAAAUAAAUAAAUACCCCAGCAGAGAGCAUUAAACGAAUAAAUUGCACCCCCGCAGCGCGUCUAGUGGUCUCGGGCACAAAAUCUAGAGUUAUCUCUGUGACUAUUGGGUUGGUGGCUGCCAGUGCUUCUGCUGACACAGUCGCAGAAGCAGUAGCGUCGUAGCUGGCUGGAGUGCUGGAACACAGAAGAAGCCACACAAAUAGAAUAUAUUUAGAGAGCUGCUCGGUGGGCCCCGUCCGAUCCCCGGGGGGAUCGGAGCGCCAUGUCCUACUUUAUGCAUGCGGCGAGCAGCGACUUGGUCAACCUCAACGUGGGCGGGCAACGCUUUUCGACGUCGCGACAAACGCUUACGUGGAUCCCGGACACCUUCUUCACGGCCCUGCUCAGCGGACGGAUUUCCAGCCUGAGGGAUGAGCACAACGCCAUCUUUAUCGACCGUGAUCCGACCCUGUUUUCCAUAAUCCUCAACUACCUGAGGACCAAGGACAUAGACAUCAAGAACUGUGAGAUUCGAGCUUUGCGGCAUGAGGCAGAGUACUAUGGCAUCACACCUCUGACCAAACGCCUGGCCCUCUGCGAGGACCUCAACCAUUCGUCCUGCGGCGAUGUCCUGUUUUACGGAUUCCUGGCUGCACCGGCCAUGCCAUCCAACGAGACCGUGCCGGCAGCAUCCAUUGAUGAGCAGCAGCCCUCUACUUCGUCAAGUCGACCUGGGUCUAUGGUGCGAGUUCCGGAACCGUCGCGUUCCUCCCACUCGCGCAACUCAUCGUGGGACUUGCGUUUGGGUCGCACUGGAAGCAGCGGAGCUGGAUCGAAUGCACCAGCUCCUAUGCUACACUCGAGGAACCCUUCAAUGGACUUUAUGCGACAUUCGCGUAACUCCUCGGCAGAUUUAAACAAGGUCUUUCGAAACGAGGUGGGAAUGGUCUUCAGUCCCACACAGAGCUCCCACUGGGUGGACCCGAUGCGGGUGCAGAUAAUAAAGGCGCACCAGAACUGGAUUGCCGUGGCCUACGCUCACUUUGUGACCUGCUAUCGGGUCAAGGAUUCCAACGGCUGGCAGCAGGUUUUCACGUCGCCCCACAUCGACGCCACCAUCGAGCGGAUUGCCAUUAACUCGAAGGUAAACACAUCCACGGCAGAGCCAAUACCCAGCAAGAUGGUAGCCAUUUCGUACGGCAGCCAGAUCCGAUUGUGGAGCAUUCAGGAUGGCGGUCAAAAGACGGACAUUGGAACCUUCAACUUGAACGUGAGGGUGGAGUACUUGUUUUUCAUCGGCAGCCAGCUGGUAGCCCUGUCUUCGUCGGGAAAGAUCGGCGUCUGGCACGCCAUGACACAACAUUGGCAGAUCCAAGACCUGGUCCCUGUGCUUUCGUUCGACUCGGCUGGCUCGUUCCUGCUGCUUGGAUGCAACAACGGGUCCAUUUACUACAUUGACAUGCAAAAGUUCCCACUUCGCAUGAAGGACAACGAUCUGCUGGUCACCGAGCUGUACAAGGACAUCACCCUGGAUCCCAUCACGGCCAUCUCGGUGUAUCUCACUCCAAAGACCUCCAGCAUUAGUGGAAACUGGAUCGAAAUAGCCUACGGCACCAAGUCGGGCGCCGUUCGCAUCAUCGUCCAACAUCCCGAAACAGCAGGACACGGGCCCCAUCUCUUCGAGACCUUCUUUGUGCACCAGAGUCCCGUCACCAAGGUCAUGCUCUCCGAAAAGUAUCUGGUGUCUGUAUGCAGUGAGUACCAUCAUGUGCGCACCUGGAGCCUGACCCGCUUCCGGGGAAUGCUAUCCACCCAGCCAGGCUCCACACCGGAGGCAUCCUUCAAGAUUGUGUCACUGGAAGCCACCGAUACCAGCUACAGCUAUGCGGCUGGGAACGAUUUUGGGCCGUACGGGGACUACGAUGAGAUGAUUUUCGUCCAAAAGGUGGUGCCCGAAACAGACCAGCUGUACGUGCGACUGGCUUCCAAGGGAGAUCGCGUGUGCGUCAUUCGGUCGGUGGAUAGCUCGACAAUUUCAGCGUUCUGUGUGCACGAGUGCGAGGUAUCGUCGCGCAUGGGAUCACGAUUUAUACUCACGGGUCACUGCAAUGGCGCCAUCCAAAUGUGGGACCUGACCACGGCCCUGCUACUCUCCAAGGACAAGCCCCAGCAGAAAACCAAUGGCGGACCCGACACUAAUGAGCUUCUCCGCCUACUUGACCAGUGUGAAAUCAGCAAUUCAUCAUGCUCAACACCUUGUAUGUCGCCGUGUCUAUCAGUUGUGGGCAACGGCUCUGGACUGGCCUCCUCCAUCGCCCGGAUGAAGGCUAGCAAUAUUGCGCUGCUUAACCGUGAACCGGCUCUGGCAGCGCAGAUGCCGAUGCAGCCUCCUGCCCAGCAACCGGCUGUUCCGCCACAAGUGGCACCUGCCCUCCCAGCCGAGGCAGUGGUGGCGGCAGCAGCGGCUGUCCUCCCGAUGGCUGAUAACAACAACGAAUGAGACGUGGAAGCGGCUGCUUGGUCGGCGCUUGUCGGGCGCGUUUCUUCAUUCACUUUUCACAGGUGUAGCUUGAUCUUCGACUAUCAAUUUAUAUUGCUGCAGUUCGUCGUGUGCACCCUACUCUACGUGUGGGUGUCGCGGCUCACCAAGGGCCUAUAACGACGCACUGCAGCCACCGGCAUUUACCCAAUCAAAUAAUCUCCAUUCUAAGUGCUCGAUGUACCCCCUAUUCCCCCUUGUUUAAUGUGUGAAAUUGUGGAUCGUUCAGUUAGUUUUAAAAUGAGAAAUGCCUUUGUUCUAGUUAAAGUUAUUAAAGUUAGUUAAACGAACCAUAGUUAAAACAAUGUAAACCAGAGUAUAAGACUUUUACAAGCGAUCUAUAAUUAGCACAAAUCUUAACAGUUGUUCCACCUGGAGUGUUAUUCCAAGCCUAAUUAUCUUAAGAUCGAAACUGGAUUAGAUUCGUUGGUGCCCAGUACAAAAAAUGACCGAAAUGCAUGUCCAUAAAUAAGUUCUUUGUUCUCCAACCACUCAGACAGGUGUCUGGGUUAGAUUGUGGCGUAUGUAUAUCUCUAUAAAUCAAUCCUGGUGGAACAACUCACA
This is a messenger RNA of Drosophila bipectinata, 3108 nucleotides long. Its product is annotated as BTB/POZ domain-containing protein KCTD3. Gene Ontology annotation, biological process: protein homooligomerization. Lineage: Eukaryota; Metazoa; Arthropoda; Insecta; Diptera; Drosophilidae. Gene Ontology annotation, molecular function: protein binding. The record is from RefSeq and is a predicted model, not a curated record.